CUCGCAUCGCUGUCUCAGCCCCGCGCUAUACAGCGUCAACCUCGCCAAAUGCAGGGCGCCUUAGGGAAGUAGGUAGUACAUACCACACACAUAAAGGAGACGUAAAGUAGGAAUGGUCCUGAUAGUUAGCCAUAUGUCCCCAUCAUAUUGCUUUAGUCUGACCAUGUCCGAGGUUCCCCAGACCCCCAAGUCUCGACCACGAUUUAGUGGAAGCGAGUCCCUAGGUGGCUCUUCCAGUCGAGAGGGCUCUCCUGCUCCCUCUCCGGGAAGUGUCUUCAGUCUGUCGGAUUCAAUCGUCACCGAUAUCACCACAGACUAUGGCUGGGAGACCCCGGUCAGAGAUCCAGAAUCCAAGACAAAAACCGACAGCCUCGCAGAGAGAGAGAAAGAUGAGGACGUCUCAUCCCCCAUCGUGGGAGAAAAGAAGCCCCGCCGACUCCGAACAGCUUCAGGAUCGGAGGACAAUCCUUUGGUGCUGAGCAAGCGAAAGAAGGACGAUGGAGUUUCUUCUGUCACCGACAAAGAGGGUUUCUCCCGCCAAUUGCCGGAGGGACUUGACCUACUUUCCAUCUAUGACAAGUCGAUGGGAAGAAAGCGAUUGCGGCAGACGAGGCUCGAGCACUGGAUAGCCGGGAGUGCCAAUGACAUCAGCACCGAUUUUGCAGGCGUCGGAACAAGGAUCCUGAGGCCUAGAGCAAGGAGCCAUAGUGCCGCAAAGCAAAAGGCCUGGCCUGACCCGAUUCCUAGGACACCGGAGCAGGUCCCUGACACAAACUAUCCCGUUCCGACAAUUGAAAUCACCGAAGCCGAGAGCAGCGAAGAGGACUCGCAAAUUCCAUUCUCGUUGGGUCUACUCGAAACCCUCCCUUCAGCGGAUUGCAUAAGGAAAGCGCAUCGAGAGUCGCUGUGCAAAAUCCUGCCAUUCGAGAUUCAGCAGCAUUUGACGGAAGAUAGCUCACAUUGCCCAGCCUGGACACGCAGCCGUCAGCGAUGCAAGAGAACACGUCAAGUGGAUGGAAAGCACAUUGUGCAGUCACUACAGAGCUUGAAGACAUUGAAUCCCAGCGAGAUCUUCCACUGCAUCGAUAAAAUUGUGGAAGCAACAGUGUGCCCUCACUCACACAAAAAAAUCGCGAAAAGAGAGCUGCAAAGCUGGGAGGAAGACUUUAAGAAUCUCUCCCGGAUCCGAGACCUCAACCAUAUCUUUCGACCGGAAGAUGACCGCGUAUUAGCUCUUGUCAACUGGCUUUUCCACCUCAGCAAGGGGAGCGUAUCCCAACUUCAAAACAAAAGCUUCACUCCAUCAAAGCCGGGGAAGGACGAUUCAAGCAAGGUCCCUCCGGUACUCAAUUUGAUUCAAGAAUUCAAGCCCUAUGCCACCAAGAAAUUGACAGGGUCUGUGUCGGAGGAGCUCGCAGCGCUUCUUACAAAGCCCUUGUCGACGAGGGAGAUCAAAGAGCAAGGCUCGAUGUAUAUCUUCUGGCAGCCCGGAAAUUUCGGACACCUAAAGAUCGGCAAGUCCGGCAACGUGCACCGCCGUAUGAGAGAGUGGAUUUCGCAAUGCAAGAAGCCGAUUGAAGUGUUUUUCCCGAAGCUGUCGGAAGACGGCAACUCGGACGCAGAGGAGGUGCAACCCGUGCAGCACAUCUAUCGCGUGGAGGCUCUGGUGCAAAUGGAACUAAGGUACUGCCGACGAACCGAGGCGAGAUGUCCUGGCUGUUUCAAAGCCCACGUGGAAUGGUUUGAGAUUCCACGAGACAUCGCAGUGGAGGUGAUAAGCAAAUGGAUGGCUUGGAUGCGGACUUGCCCCUACGAGAGGCGGUUGAUACAGGUCGAAGAGGGAGAGGAAGAAGAGCAAUGGGUGCUCAAACAGCAAGAAGAACAGCGGGUGAGCGAGUUGUCUCAGCCACAUCGAUCAGUUGCGGUAUCUGGCCCUGCCAUUGCUCCUAUUACUCCUGGUGUUCCUGGUGCUCCUCCCUCUCGACUUUCGCUUCCCAGCUGGGAGAGAGACAGCAGUCGGCGACUCAGGAGGAAAUCAAUGUAGCAAGAUGUUAAGUCCAGCUAUCUCUGGUGAACAGUUCGUAGCAAUCAGCGAGUAGAAGACCUCAACGAUGAUGGAUUGUUGCCUUGACUGGAUGCAGUAGGAAGGUAGUAGCAGGUAGCAGGGAGU
Penicilliopsis zonata CBS 506.65 is the source of this 2170-nucleotide messenger RNA. RefSeq lists its product as hypothetical. Lineage: Eukaryota; Fungi; Ascomycota; Eurotiomycetes; Eurotiales; Aspergillaceae. Bases 164 to 2044 code for a protein of 626 amino acids. The transcript has a single exon. The record is from RefSeq and is a predicted model, not a curated record.